Messenger RNA from Mucor mucedo, 687 nucleotides. RefSeq lists its product as uncharacterized. Bases 280 to 687 code for a protein of 135 amino acids. The record is from RefSeq and is a predicted model, not a curated record. Lineage: Eukaryota; Fungi; Mucoromycota; Mucoromycetes; Mucorales; Mucoraceae. The transcript is spliced from 2 exons.
GCCGGUUUUCAGACUUAUUCAGUUUUCCUUGUUUGAAAUGGAAAUUGACCCCUUUGUUAAAUCCCAAUGAUGUAACCAAGAAGAUGGUCUGUCUGCAGCCGUUCAAGAUGGAUGAGGAUGCCGUUGUCACGUUAACGUAUCCUGGGAUUUAAUCCCUGAAACUAAAGACUUAAACUAUAGAGAGAAGUCGGCUUUGUCUCCAAUUAAGCUUAUGUCGCAAAUAACAGAAAAUCCACGCUGCUCCAUGGAAGAAUUGGUCAUUACGAGGUGAAGGGUACCAUGUAUGCGACGCAUAACUAUGAAUUUGCUGAAAUGGCAUAUGGUGGAACCUCGGGACUAUUUUUUCAACGUGGUGAUCCUGCAAACAUUAGGAAGACCAAGGUGAAGCAAGCAUAUCAAGCUCUGCAACGUGUACAUUCGUUGUUAGCCCGCAAUGAUUUGCCAAAAUUAACCUACGCCUUGGUAAGUUAUCAUGUUUCCGAGAACAAAAAGCAUGUCGGAAUUGAUAAACGCUGGGUCAACAAUGCUUUGUUUUCCAUUAACGAUGUAAACCCCCAGUGUCAUGAACCACGUACUUUGCACUUUGCCCCUGACCACGAAUCCCCGACUAUUGGAAUGUUCUGGAAUCUCAUGCUGAGAUUCAACAACACCAGUGUCCAGAAACUUCCAAGACUAUCCACGCAAUGA